CUGUGGUUUUCAAACGGUGAAGCAAAGCGUCAGUGGAAAUUGUCUGCGAACUCACUUUGUGUGGCGGCGGACUUUACACGAACACGAUGGGUGUUUUAGGAAAUUUUUGCCUGACCAUCAUGUGCUUUGCAUCUGUUAGCCAGGCGUUUCCACCAACCGCCGAAAUGGCGGGCCUUAUAAAUCUUGUUAAAAUAGCUGUUGCUACACAACCUAAGGCGCCCCGUCCAGGCCAAACUGGUACGAUUGACCCUUCUGGCACACCACGUGAUCCUGUACGUACUCAAGCUGAUCCCACCCGUACUUCCAAGCAUACUACCAGUACCGCAUCUCGUACUGGAUCUUCAACGAGAAAUACUGGUGUUGACCCAACACGUACCCCAACUGAUCCCACGAGGUCUUCCAGGAGGAACACUGGUGUUGACCCAACACGUACCCCAACUGAUCCCACGAGGUCUUCCAGGAGGAACAUUGGUGUUGACCCUACACGUACUCCAACUGAUCCCACGAGGUCUUCCAGGAGGAAUAAUGGUGUUGACCCUACACGUACUCCAACUGAUCCCACGAGGUCUUCCAGGAGGAAUAUUGGUGUUGACCCUACACGUACCAACACCAAUAAUGGCCCCACGCGUACACGUCUGGAUCCUUCUCGUACACGAAUCGAUCCCACCAGGAGAAAUAUUGGCCGCAUUUCCUCCCCUGUAGAUCAAUAUCGAAGCUCCAGAGACCCACAGUAUACUGCUAGGAACCAAUAUGACCCCUCCCAAUCCAGAAGUACACCAAGGCGAAAUCAAGAUAUAACAGAACUAUUAGCGAUUGCAACCAAAGACCCAAAUAACCAAUCCAAUUUAGUGGCCCUUGUCGACCGAGUUCUUCCACAGAGAAGCACCCUUCCACCACUAAUUCGUCCAUCAAGACAACCCAGUCGUCCAGGAUCAGGAGGUCGAUUGUUGUGCCCUGCUUUUGGAGACUCGUGUUUUUCAUAUGACAACCGUGCUAUUAAUGGGCCAUCUUGUUGGUAUGCUAUUGAUGAACCAAGGAACAGAUGUUGUGAUGAGGAUGGAUCUUUCCAGUCUCCUAUCAAUCUGCCUUAUUUUGACCAGGUAGAAGAUAUGGAUUCCCAUUUAUACUAUGCCAUGCCUCAUCAGGAAGCUUUAUCCGGAAGGAUGGAAAAUAAUGGCGUUUAUCCCAAAUGGCUACCCGAGGGAAGAACUGCGGUACUCCGAGGAGUUCGAAAAAACUCUCGUAUUGGUUACAUCUUGGAUAGUAUUACCCUUCAUUUUGGUGCAACUUACGGACCUCGUCAGUCUGAACACUUAUUCAAUGGAAAAAGCUAUAACGCUGAGGCGCAUGUAGUACAUUACCGUGAAGAUUUCCACAGCCUAGUCGACGCCAGUCAGUACCCGGAUGGUGUGGCUAUCAUCGCCAUUCCAUUAUCAUUUAAUGAAGGAGAAGAGAAUGAGGGCUUUAAAGAAUUUAUAGAAAAAAUUUCAUCAAUUAAAGAUUUUGAAGAUUAUGGACCCGUUUGUCUGAUGGAGAGCAUCAGAAUCAAGUUCAAUAAUAUGCUGGGUUUGCGAGAGACGAGAGGAGAUCAAUGUUAUGCAACAGACACUGGAAAUAAAUUCCCAUCCUAUUGUAAUUUACAUUCCCGAGGAUCCAAAAAAUGUGGCAACUCUGUAGAAGACGUUAAAGUGUACCCUAAUAUAAUGUUACCCAAGAAUCCAGAGUUUUAUAACUACACUGGUAGUUUCACAACACCGCCAUGUUCGGAGUCUGUUUAUUGGAUGGUAGCUGAACAUCCCGCACUUAUUAAAUGGGAAAUUGUUGACGCUUUGCGAACAGUUGAAUCACGAAUGGGAAAUGAAGUCAUUGCUACAUAUGGUAAUUUGAGACCUGUGCAACAUUUAGCUGGCAGAAGAGUGCAGAGAAUUAAAUAUAAAUCAUUUUGAGGAAGAAUGUUUUCAAAAUAUAAAUUAUUAUGUUUAUGACUUGAGUAAAUUAUUUUGUUUAUU
This is a messenger RNA of Patella vulgata (common limpet), 2009 nucleotides long. RefSeq names its product putative carbonic anhydrase 1. The coding region runs from base 87 to 1946 and encodes 619 amino acids. Gene Ontology annotation, molecular function: carbonate dehydratase activity; zinc ion binding. NCBI's taxonomy places the organism in Eukaryota, Metazoa, Mollusca, Gastropoda, Patellidae. The record is from RefSeq and is a predicted model, not a curated record. The transcript is spliced from 9 exons.